CCUGGCAGUAGCUCUGCCUGGAAAGCCCUAAGGACUCACACGGAGAGAAUAAAAAGCAUGCGGCAGAAAAGUCCUGCGUGCAGGUGGCCUGGGGUUCCUCCUUCGCUGCCGAGUCGCAGCCUGAACUGAGAUCGCUCAGUGCAAGUGCCUGUCGGUUUCACAGGAGCAAUCUUUGGCAGUUUUCAGCUUCCUCUGGCGAAGAGCUCGCCCGAGGGGCCCAUGGAGAGUUACCGGAAUGCCACCGAGGUGCAGAUGACUCAGAUGGUGCAGCCCUGCCACACCAACCACCGCCGCGAGCUCAGCAUUGGGCAGCUCCUCAAAUGGAUCGACACGGCCGCCUGCCUCUCCGCCGAGAGGCAUGCUGGCUGCCCCUGCGUCACGGCUUCAGUGGAUGAUAUCUAUUUUGAGCACACAAUUAGACAGCUGCAUGUAAAGUCUCCUUGGUGCCUAUGUGGGAAGGACGAAGCCUGUGUUGGGCAAGUUGUCAACAUCAAAGCAAAAGUGAAUCGAGCAUUUAACUCUAGCAUGGAGGUUGGUGUACAGGUCAGCUAUGAAGACCUGUGCAAUGGGGAGCAGUGGAAUGUCUGCAAGGCCUAUGCAACUUUUGUGGCACAAGGCAAGCCGUCUGCUAAGAUCAAGUUAAAGCCUCUGGUUCCUCAAACUGAAGAGGAGAAGAUUGAGUACAGCGUUGCAGCUGAACGCCGCCGCAUGCGACUGGCCCACACAGAGACCAUCAAAGACCUUGUUACUAACAGCCCUGUCCAGUCCUGUACAGAAAUCCCCAGGCUCCUUUCAGAGUUUGAGAACAGAGAGUGUGGAAUGAUCGUACCUGCAGAAAAGACCAGAGUGGAAAGUGUGGAACUCAUCCUGCCCCCACAUGCCAACCACCAGGGGAACACAUUUGGAGGACAGAUCAUGGCCUGGAUGGAAAAUGUGGCCACAAUAGCGGCAAGCCGAUUGUGCCAUGCUCACCCCACCCUGAAGACGAUCGAAAUGUUCCAUUUCAGGGGACCAUCUCAGGUUGGGGACCGCCUCCUGUUCAAGGCCAUCGUCAACAAUGCAUUCAAGAACAGCAUGGAGGUUGGGGUGUGUGUAGAGGCUUAUCGACAUGAAAUGGAGGUCAGCCGAAGACACAUCAACAGUGCCUUCAUGACCUUUGUGGUCUUGAAUGAUGAGGGUCAGCCACGCACACUUCCAAUGCUGAAACCAGAGCCUGGGGAUGGAGAAAGACGGUUCAAAGAAGCUAGCGCUAGGAAAAAAAUCAGACUGGACAGAAAAUACGUCUUUUCCUGCAAGCAUACAGAAGUACCUUUGUCUGUUCCUUGGGAUCAAAGCAAUAAGGUUUACCUGAGUUACAACAAUGUUACUGCACUGAAGACAUUAGUAGCAAAGGCCAACUGGGUGCUUACAUCUGAAAGAGACAAGGUCAAGAUGUACACACUGGAAGAGGACAAAUUCCUCUCCAUCCGAAUAGAGAUGACCAUCUGCAUUGAUGCAAUGCAGGCCUUUCUGCUGCUCUCGGACUUGCGACACAGGCACGAAUGGGACAAUCAUUAUGCGAGUUCUGAACUUGUCCAACAAGUUGAUAAAGAGGAUGUGAUCUAUCAUGUUGUUAGCCAUACUAUGAGCGAGGAAAACAAGCCUCAGGACUUCGUCAUCCUUGUGUCACAAAGGAAGCCUUGCAGCAAAGGUGAUCCAUAUGUUGUAGCAUUCAGAUCAGUCACACUGCCAACACAUCCAGCAAAACCAGAGUAUACCCGCGGGGAGACCUUGUGUUCUGGCUUCUGUAUUUGGCAGGAAACAGAUGAGCUUACCAAGGUGUCAUAUUACCACCAGGCCACUUCAGGUGUUUUGGCCUACAUUACAACUAACAUUGCUGGCCUCUCUUCAAGCUUCCAUUCCACCUUUCAAGCAUGUGAACAGUUCCUCCAGAAAAACAAAAACAAUCUCUCGGUUGGGCUUCAGAAUCUUUAGUUCUACAGAAACCAGUCUUGUCAUCUUUGUCUGACAAUGAGCAUUGUUGCAAAUACUGAAAUGACGGCUCAAUGUAUGUGAUAAAAGGAGAGGAAAGAAACAGGUUUAUUCAAAUGCACAAAUUGCACAGCCCUCACUUGUGGAGGGAAGUCACUUUUAUUGGCUUAUGAUCAGAAUGAAGAUUUUUAUGCAGUAGGAUUUAGUGAUCAGUAAUUUAGCAAUCAUGUUUGCACUUCAAGAAGCAACUUGUUCUGAUCCGUCCUGGGUUUUACAUGUCCUUAAUUGCACCUGUGUUGGCUUCUGUUGAAGCCUUGUAUAUAUUUGAUUGGCAGAGAAAUGUGAUGUUGAGAAAAACUUGAAAAUGGACUGUUUCUUUCUGUGUCCAGAACACUAGGUGGGAGAACAGCUUUCAACUGAAAAUCAGUAGCUUAAAAAUGACUUUUCAUGUAAGGUGAAACGUUUUUAAAGUGCUUUUUAACCAAAGCUAUUAAGCUUCACAAGAAUUCAGAACAAAUUCAUUGCAACAAUUGUUCUUCAUUGGAAGAAUCUACAAACUAAUUUUUGAAUUGGUGGAGGGCAUUCUUAACUACCUACAGUGCACAUUGCACAAAAUCAGCACAAUAUUAAAUCAUGUCACAUGUUAUCUUUUCUUUUACCAUUAUUUAGUAUCAAUGUCUUUCUUGAAUGUUGGAGGUUUUUUAUCAUCAUUCUGAGCCUGAGGGAGAUUAGAUUAUUUUGCCCUGGAGGUGCUGUCCUUCUCAUGUAAAAAUCAUUCAAACUUGCCCUUCUGGUUCUUGGAAUGAAGGAGGAUGAAUAAUCUAUUCUUUGAUCCAUAAACUAAGUACCUCAUCUUCUGUUUUACUAGGUGGGUAUUUUUCUCUUACUCUUUUGUAGCAAAGUUUGCCAGUUCUGGUUUUGAAUCUUUUUGACAGAGCUAUGGGACUUUCUUGACAUUUCUCUCAAUAAAAGAAUAUUUAAAAAUUUAAAA
Lacerta agilis (Sand lizard) is the source of this 2962-nucleotide messenger RNA. It is a transcript of the gene ACOT11, whose product is annotated as acyl-CoA thioesterase 11. The transcript is spliced from 17 exons. NCBI's taxonomy places the organism in Eukaryota, Metazoa, Chordata, Lepidosauria, Squamata, Lacertidae. The coding region runs from base 220 to 1974 and encodes 584 amino acids. Gene Ontology annotation, molecular function: thiolester hydrolase activity; lipid binding. Gene Ontology annotation, cellular component: extracellular exosome. The record is from RefSeq and is a predicted model, not a curated record.